This is a messenger RNA of Salvia hispanica, 1144 nucleotides long. Lineage: Eukaryota; Viridiplantae; Streptophyta; Magnoliopsida; Lamiales; Lamiaceae. The record is from RefSeq and is a predicted model, not a curated record.
UGACGACAACCGGGAUGAAAGAAGCCGAUGAUACGAAAGAAUCCGAUAUGAUCCGGGACGAGGAGGUGCCGGAGGAAUUCAAGUGCCCCAUCUCCAAAAAACUUAUGAGAGAUCCCGUCAUUCUGCCAAGCGGACUGACAUAUGAUCGUCCGUUCAUCGAAGAUUGGCUUAAAAAUGAGAGUCCCUUAAUUAGAGAUUGGGAUGAAUGCAGAGGGUGCAGUCACGCCUCUAAUCCCAAAUCUAGUGAUUCGUGACAUGAUAUCUAGCUGGUGCCGGAAUCGGGCAAUUACUACAUAUGACAACAACGAAGGAGAAGAUUAUGUGGAAGAUCUUGUGUGCGCUCUAAGAGAAGCCAAAGACGAAGAUGUGCGUAAGAGCACUAUUGGCAUCUUCAAGAACAUAUGCGUUGAUGAUAAAGUGAACAAGCGUGUUGGAGAGGCUAGUGAUGCGAUUGUCGAUGCCACAAGGCGUGGAUCCGGGAGUCAGGAGUUGAGGAUGCUCGCUGUUGCAACGCUCAACAUAUUGGCCACACUCGAGUCGAACAAGCUGCUCAUUGUCAGAUGUGGAGUCUUUUGGCACCUCACGGAUCUAUUGCAAAGUCAGAAAGAGACGGAAGCGACAGAGGCUGCACAAUUGAUUCAAAAACUGUGUACCGUCCCGAGCAACAAAGUUAGAGCAGUAGAUGAAGAUUUGAUCCAAGUCCUCAUGGGUGCUAUUGAUCAUUAUGUGUUUGAGGACACGUACCCCGUGGUUGUGGACAUUAUACUUGAUGUUCUUAAGUUACUUGUCCACGAAAGUUCGGCAAGAUAUAAGAUGGAAGAGCUCGAUGGAGUGCAUUGGUUGUUCCAGAACAUAGAUUAUACUGCCAAUCCGCUCACUAAGGAGCAUUGUGUGGCCAUCCUGGACACGGCCUUAUUUGCUGAUGAAUACGUGAGUUCGUGGGGGGUGGCGAUGUACAACGAGGAAACCAAGUAUCGUACGCUGGCACGCCUCGUGGAACAGGGAACUCCUGCAGCCCAGUCAAUGGCUAGCAUACUUCUAAACAAGUUGAACACUGAAUAUCCAUAUGUGCGAGUAUUCAGUUUUAAUAAGCAUACGUGCUAUUAUGAUUUUAGGAACAGGUAGUUGGCGUGUUAGACUACUU